Molecule: messenger RNA, 1758 nt
Organism: Conger conger (European conger)
Lineage: Eukaryota; Metazoa; Chordata; Actinopteri; Anguilliformes; Congridae
Gene: prim1
Product: DNA primase subunit 1
Exons: 13
Coding region: 173-1432 (419 amino acids)
Biological process (GO): DNA replication, synthesis of primer
Cellular component (GO): alpha DNA polymerase:primase complex
Source: RefSeq, a predicted model, not a curated record
GCCAGCUACUAGUUUGGUAAACUUGCGAAAAUGAACAGCUAAUUGUCAUGUCUUAUUAAAUACGUAAAUUUAUUGAAGUUGGUGGCUUUUGUUUUUGAUACGUACAACAUAAAUUACUACUGAAAAACCCAAGGAACUGUUCGACCUGGUUUGCAACAGAUUUGCGUCAGAAAUGCCUGAAUGCAAUUACGACGCAGCGAGUUUGCCGGACCUUCUUCCCCUGUACUACCGACGACUUUUCCCCUUUGCACAGUACUAUCGCUGGUUGAAUUACGGCGGAGUGACCAAAAACUACUUCCAGAAUCGCGAGUUCUCCUUUACGCUGAAGGAUGACAUUUACGUCCGUUACCAGUCCUUCAGCAACCAGAGCGAACUGGAGAAGGAGAUGCAGAAGAUGAAUCCAUACAAGAUCGACAUCGGUGCUGUCUACAGCCACAGGCCGAAUCAGCACAACACCGUGAAGUCUGGAACUUUCCAGGCCCUGGAAAAAGAGUUGGUCUUUGACAUUGACAUGACUGACUAUGAUGAUGUCAGAAGCUGUUGCAGUUCAGCAGACAUCUGCUCCAAAUGCUGGACUCUGAUGACCAUCGCCAUACGCAUCUUGGACAGGGCGCUUCGGGAGGACUUUGGUUUCCGGCACUGUCUGUGGGUGUAUUCAGGCAGGAGGGGGGUGCAUUGCUGGGUCUGUGAUGACUCUGCCAGGAAGCUCUCCGUAGCUGCCCGCUCGGCCAUCUGCGAGUACCUCAGUCUCGUCAAGGGCGGGGAGGAGACACUGAAGAAAGUGCAGCUGUCAGACCCCAUCCACCCCUUUGUCAAAGAGUCGCUGGCAGUGGUGGAGCACUACUUUUCUCAGUACGCCUUGGUGGGGCAGGACAUCCUGGGCAGCAAGGAGUCUGCAGACAAAAUCCUGGCGCUCGUGCCUGAUGAGGUCAGAAAGGACUUGGCUGCAUUUUUCCAGACUGAAAGGAGCCCAACAAAGCGCUGGGACAGGCUGCAGUCCUUGGUGCAAAAAAGGUCAUCGAAGAAAGCUGCUCACGCAGAGAAGGAGAUCAUGCUGCAGUACUGCUAUCCUCGGCUUGAUGUGAACGUCAGCAAAGGGGUGAACCAUCUUCUGAAGAGCCCCUUUAGUGUGCACCCCAAAACCGGGAGAAUCUCAGUGCCCAUUGAUCUGAGAGAUGUGGACAAAUUUAAUCCCUUUGAUGUUCCCACAAUUAGCCUGAUCAGUGAAGAGCUGAACCAGCCCAGAACAGGGGAGGAGCGGGAGGAGGGGAAAGAUGGCGAGAAGGAGGUGGGGGAGAAACGCAAAAUUCGAGACUACAAAAGGACAAGCCUUGCAAAGUACAUAAAGGUGUUUGACAAUUUUCUGGAUGGAAUGGAACGUUCCAGAAAGGGGGAGUUAUUGCGGAAGAGUGAUCUCCAGAAAGACCUUUAAGAUUCCGGAGGAUUGCCCUGCAGUGGAGGAGAGAGCAGAGAUAUAUCUGCACCUUGGACAAACAUUCAACUGCCCAGCAGCCAUAUAAACAAAACUAAAGAUAAACACUGGUACAUAAAUGCAUCACUGCAGCAAAUGUGAGGGCAGUGAGUGCAUUCCUGCAUGUUAUGCAGGGCUGUGUGGUGAACAAGCAAGAGAAGCGUAAUUAUUACAUAUCAGGGCAGUCACCUUUGUGUUUGUUUAAAUAUUCAAUGUACAGUCUACACAGCUUGCCGUGCUCCCACCCUGGUUUUUGUGAUUUAAAAUAAAAAUUUGUUUGGAUCGCC